AUGGAUCAUGCUGUGACUUUGGCCAGGAAAGCAGGAGAGAUCGUGAGGAACGCUUUACAGAAUGACCUGAAGAUCAUGUGCAAAAGCUCUUCUGUCGACCUGGUAACUAAAACAGACCAGAAUGUGGAGCAACUUAUUAUUAUGUCAGUGAAGGAGAAGUUUCCUGGACACAGUAAAGAGACAGUAGAACCUUGUGUUUUGACUGAAAACCCAACAUGGAUUGUUGACCCUGUGGAUGGGACCACUAACUUUGUGCACGGAUAUCCAUUUGUUGCUAUAUCCAUUGGCUUUUCUGUCAACAAAAUGUUAGAGUUUGGUGUGGUUUACAGUUGCAUAGAAGACAAGAUGUACAUGGCUCGAAAAGAGGGUGCAUUUUGCAAUGGACAGCCACUGCGAGUGUUGGCCCAAAAAGAGAUUAACCAGUCAAUCAUCGCUACAGAGUUUGGCUCUAAUAGAGAUCCUGCUGCUGUUGACAAGAUUUUCUCUAGCAUGAGGAAAAUCUUAUGCCUGCCAGUUCAUGGAAUAUGUGGUGUUGGAUCUGCUGCCAUUAACAUGUGCUUGGUAGCAUCUGGUUGUGUCGAAGCCUAUUAUGAGAUUGGGAUCCACUGUUGGGAUGUGGCAGCUGCAUGGGAUGUUGUCUCAGAAGCAGGAGGAGUUCUCAUGGAUGUUGAAGAUGGACCGAUGGAUCUGAUGUCUAGAAGAGUUUUGACAGCUAAUAACAACAUAAUUGGAGAAAGAAUCAUUAAAGAGAUUGAGGCAUUUUCAGAUGUUCGAGAUGAUAAACCUGUAGACCUUGGCUUGUCAAAUAAACCUUGUUUUAAAGAAAAACGCCAUGUGCUAUUGAAGUCUGGUCUAUUACAUUUGAAAUAA
This is a messenger RNA of Carassius carassius (crucian carp), 870 nucleotides long. RefSeq names its product inositol monophosphatase 1-like. Gene Ontology annotation, biological process: phosphatidylinositol phosphate biosynthetic process; inositol metabolic process; signal transduction. The transcript has 8 exons. NCBI's taxonomy places the organism in Eukaryota, Metazoa, Chordata, Actinopteri, Cypriniformes, Cyprinidae. Gene Ontology annotation, molecular function: inositol monophosphate 1-phosphatase activity. Bases 1 to 870 code for a protein of 289 amino acids. The record is from RefSeq and is a predicted model, not a curated record.